This is a messenger RNA of Emericellopsis atlantica, 4512 nucleotides long. RefSeq lists its product as uncharacterized. The transcript has 5 exons. Lineage: Eukaryota; Fungi; Ascomycota; Sordariomycetes; Hypocreales; Bionectriaceae. The record is from RefSeq and is a predicted model, not a curated record. The coding region runs from base 73 to 4425 and encodes 1450 amino acids.
UAAACGGUCCCCAGCUCACUCACACUCAGACGAUCUCAUGGGGUCGAAAGCCAAGAAGGCCGGCAACAAAGUAUGAGCUACGAUCCGGGCACAUCGGCCUACGAUUACCGACGUGCCGUCGAUUUUUCCUCAGUUCAGUGGUCUAAUUUUGACAAUGUACAGUACUCCCAGCCUGAACUAUCAGAUGACGAGCAGCAACAACAACAACCUCAAGAUGGUGAACAAAUAGACGCUGAGGCAGCUCCUGCCGAGGAGGAGUCCAAAGCGCCCUUGUCCAAGAAGGACAAGAAGAAGCUCAAAAAGAAGCAGAAGAAGGCAGAGAAGGCUGGAGGGCCGCAGAAUGACACACCAGCACCUGCACCUGCAGACGCCGAGAUUGAGACUGCGCCUCAGUCUGAGCCCGCACAAGAGCCUGAGGUAAAGGUCGACGCGGAAGCUGAGCCCGAGAGCAAGGCAGACGUUGAACCCGAGAGCAAGGCUGACGCUGAGCCCGAGCCCACAGACGUGGUUGAGUCUGACGGCAAAGCAGAUGCUACAGCUGAAAGCAAGGCAGAUGUCGAGCCCGAGGAGAAGCUGGAUGCCGAGCCCGAGGCCACGGGCGUAGUUGAGUCUGACGGCAAAGCAGAUGCUACAGCUGAAAGCAAGGCAGAUGCAGAGUCCAAUCCUGUGGAAUCAUCCGCGGCACCUGAUCGGCCUCCUGAAGCAGACGUGACGCCCGAAAUCGAUGCCGCUGCUGUUGAGUCUGGAGAAAAGGCGGACACUGAGUCGGAACCGAAGGUCGUCGCUGAACCGGAUGCAAAGGCAGACGUCGACCCAGAACCGACAACACAGCCUGAGCCCCAGCCUGAGGAGGCGUCGGAAGCGACGAAACCAUCAGAGCCUGAUCCUGAGCCCGCACCUGAAACCACACAAGAGCCAGAGCAGCCGACACCAACACCGCCAGAACCGGCAUCCGACCCUGCACCUGCUGUUGCCGCCGAGGAGGAAGCGGCUGAGGCUACUUCUUCCAGCAAGAAGAAGAAAAAGAAGAAGAAGAAGGGCAAGGGAGGCGACACAGCCCAGGAGACUCCAGCACCCACGCCGGCGGAGGACACCACCAAGGCGGCAGAGGAAGCGGCUGAAAAGGAGGCCGCCGAGAAGGAGGCCGCCGAGAAGGAAGCCGCUGAAGCUGCCGCCGCUAAGGAGGCUGCUGAAAAGGAGGCUGCCGAGAAAGAAGCUGCUGAAAAGGAAGCCGCCGAGAAGGAAGCUGCCGAGAAGGAGGCCGCUGAAGCUGCUGCAGCUAAGGAAGCCGCCGAAAAGGAGGCUGCCGAGAAAGAAGCUGCUGAAAAGGAAGCCGCCGAGAAGGAAGCCGCCGAGAAGGAGGCUGCCGAGAAAGAAGCUGCUGAAAAGGAAGCCGCUGAAGCUGCCGCUAAGGAAGCUGCCGAGAAGGAAGCCGCCGAGAAAGCCGCUGCCGAAGCUGCUGAGAAGGAAGCUGCUGAAAAGGAGGCUGCUAGAAAGAAAGCCGCUGAAAAGGAAGCCGCUGAAGCUGCCGCUAAGGAAGCUGCCGAAGCUGCUGAAAAGGAAGCCGCCGAAGCUGCUGAGAAGGCUGCUGCUGAAGCUGCUGAAAAAGAGGCUGCCGAAAAAGCUGCUACAGAAGCUGCUGCCGCUAAGGAAGCUGCUGAAGCCGCCGAGAAAGCCGCUGCCGAAGCUGCUGAGAAAGAAGCUGCUGAAGCCGCUGCCGCUAAGGAGGCUGCUGAAAAGGAGGCCGCCGAAGCUGCCGAGAAGGCUGCUGUAGAAGCCGCUGCUGCUGAAGCUGCUGAAAAAGAGGCUGCCGAAAAAGCUGCUGCAGAAGCCGCUGCAGCUAAGGAGGCUGCAGAAGCCGCCGAGAAAGCUGCGGCAGAGGCUGCCGAGAAGGAAGCCGCCGAGAAGGAAGCUGCUGAGAAGGCUGCUGCAGAAGCUGCUGCCGCCAAGGAGGCUGCUGAAGCUGCUGAAAAAGAGGCUGCCGAAGCCGCCGAGAAGGAAGCCGCUGAGGCUGCUGCCGCCGCUGAAAAAGAGGCUGCCGAAAAAGCUGCUGCAGAAGCUGCUGCCGCUAAGGAGGCUGCUGAAGCCGCCGACAAGGAAGCUGCUGAGAAGGCUGCUGCUGAAGCUGCUGAAAAAGAGGCUGCCGAAGCCGCCGAGAAGGAAGCCGCUGAGGCUGCUGCCGCCGCUGAAAAAGAGGCUGCCGAAAAAGCUGCUGCAGAAGCUGCUGCCGCUAAGGAGGCUGCUGAUGCUGCCGAGAAGCAAGCUGCGGAAGCUGCUGAGAAAGCUGCCGCUGAAGCCGCUGAGAACGAGGCCCGGGAAUUGGCCGAGAAAGAAGCUGCUGAAUCUGCUGCCAGGGAGACUGCUGCCAAAGAAGCUGCCGAGCAGGAAGCCAAGGCCGCAGGGGAGACUGCCAAAGAUGAACCUGAGGAGCCUGUGGCAACCAGCAGCAAGAAAAGCAAAAAGAACGACAAGAAGAAGGCCAAGAAGCAGGCUAAGAAAGCUGCCGAACAGGCUGUUGAGGUUUCUGAAGAACCUGCGAAGGCAGAUUCAGAGGCGGACGGGAAGGAUCUCGCGACCGCCGCGACAGUAGCUGGUGCAGCUGGUGUCGCGGGUGCAGUUGCGGCCUCCGAGUUGCCCGAAGAUGCUGAAGCUUCUGAAUCAACCAAGGAGGCUACUACUUCUGAUGGGCCCGUCAACACCGCCGCCACCCCUGACGACAAAGGCGCUGACGAUUCGACGGUCGUGCCGGAUGCUGGGGUUGCUGAAGAACGUCCGGAUGAGGCAAAGGCGGCAACUGAGUCCGAACAGUCAGUGGACGAAGUUGCGAAGGACGAUGAUGCAGCGGUCAACUCCGAGCUCGAGAACGCCGUCGAUGCCGACAAGAGCGCGGAAGAGGCGCAGCCAGAGUUGUCUGGGCAAACCUCUGACUACCUUGAUACUCCAAAUCAGGACCUGGCACCAGCUACAGAGGCGGAUGUGGACGAGCCAGUCGCAACGGAGGGGCCUACUGCUGAAGACGCGGUGGCUGAGGCAGCCGACGAAGAGAAGGCCGCGCCUGUGGGCGUAGAGGAGGUAAUCGACAACACUGAGUCUACGCCCACUGACGCCACGGCUACAGCUGCUGGCCAAGAACUUGAAGUCACCUUGGAUUCGGCCUUGGAGGAUCGCAAUCCUAAAGAAGACGAGUCUGAGUUGAGUACCUCUGAAGUCAAGGCCGAACAAAGCCCAGAUCAGCAGAAGCAUGAGGAAAUUGCCGCUGCAGAGGAGACGACUGUCGACGACCACGCUGUUGCUGACAAGCCUGAAGCCGCGGAGGACGCGACGGAUACCGCAGUUGCAACGGCAGACUCUGGCAACAAACAAGACGUUGUCGCUCAGUCGACGGAAGAGCCUAUUACAACAGACUCCGAGACUCUCCUCAAGGCUGAUAGCAUGGCAAAACCAGCAGCGGACACGCCAGACGUCGCGGAGUCUACUAAGGACAACAUGGAUGCGUCAUCUGUGACAGACGGCGUUGCUGAAGACAAGGAGCAGGACGCUGUCAAGACUUCUGAGGCAGAGUCUGAAGCACCUGUAAUGCCUACUGAGGAUACCCCUGAUUCUAAGGACGGCACCGCAGUGGCCGCCGAGGACGACACCGCAGUGGCCGCCGAGGACGACACAGGAGCCACCAAGGCCGAGGCUGGAGAAGUUGCCGAUGAGGCUGCAGUUGCGGUAGCUGCAGUACAAGAUGACGCCGCCGCCGAAGCGUCACCUGCUGCUGAAAUUUCCGACUCAGCCAAGGCUAGUGAGGCUGUCGACAUGUCUCCUGAGCUAUCUUCUGAACGGACCCCUGCACCAGAGCCAGGACAAGACGAAGAUGUGGACGAUGAUGUCAAACCCUCAGACCUGGAGACACACGUGUCCGAGCCAAAGCACGUCGAGACUGAUAUAGAGAAGGAUGCUCUCGACACUGAGGAGCCCCAGGCUGUCGAGCCGGUUGAGCCCAUCGUUGACCAAGAGACGCCCAUGGAAGCAGUUGAGUCGAGCGCCAAAGCUAUGCCGGAUAUUGAUGCACAGCCCGAAGUCGAGCCCCGUGAAGCCGAAGUGGAGGCGGUUGAACAUGCGCAAGCGCCGGCGGAACCAGCAGCACCAGUCGAACCCGUUGAACCAGAUGACAUUGCCGCCACCGACGCUGUCGCUGCAGUUGAGCCCCAACCCGAGGCGGAAGAGCGAGAAGCGCCCGCACCCAAGCCCGCACCCGAACGCGAGGCCUUCAGGGGGCCCGAGAAGGUCGAAAAGCACGACCUGGUUGGGAAAUUGAAGCCGGUGACGGACAAGCCCGUUGAGAGGACCAGGAAAGGAGUGGCGAUGGCAUUCUGUCUCUGCGUUCUGGUGAUCUCUCUGCAAUUCGCGACGAGCAGGAUACGCCUGGUCUGGUCGUGAAGACUUCUCGAGGGGAUACGGAGCGGGAGGCAGUGGGUGCAUUCGGUUUCGGGCUCGCCACUACGGACGACUCGAGCCAGACCGUGC